UGCGACGUAUGAAUCCACAGUCGCAUUUCUGCUGCACUUAAUUGAAUUGAAUUCGACACGGCAGAAAUGCGACAUAUUUACUGGGCCUGAGUCCUAUUGCAGAACAGCUUACAAUAGGAGAGCCAAUCAGAGCUGUAGAUUUCAACCAGAAAACAUGAAAAGUAGAAGCAAACAGCCACGAUUUUCAAUGUGGGUUGAAAAAGUGCAAGAUCACGAGCUGUGGUCCCUUUGACAGAUCUGUAUAGCACCCUGUAGUGUGUGAGCAGGCUCUUGUUCAAAGGCGAAGCUGCUAGAGAUGAGGUGGGGAGCCAGCAUGAAUUAGAACCUACCUAGAUGCUAUUGUUUUCAGAAUGCAGCCUCUCCAAAGGUGUCAAGAUUUUGACAACUGGUUACCUGAAUGUGUCAAAUUUACCAGCCAAUAGAAAAUGAGCCAAACAUCAACAAAUAGAGCAGAAGUGGAAUAUUUGCCGGGCUCAGGCUUGUGCUUCCAUGGCGGAGGUGAAUGUCUUGCUUUCUUGUGGAAAUGACGACAAGACACUGAAGAUUCAAAGGGACUGUACCUUUGAUGAAUUUAGGACACAAGUGAAGUCUCUCUUUCCUCAUUUACCAGAGCAUUUUACUAUUAGUGAUGGAGAUUUCAAUGAACUGGACACGGGAAAUUUUCAUCAAGUUAAAAACAGCAGACUUGAAACGUGGUGUCUGGUACGUGGCUCGAAGCAAGAUGCUGUCAAACUGGACAAGCCGCAUUCUGAAUUGAUGCGCUAUGAUGUGCACCCAAAUGCACUCACUCAAAGUGGCAAUUACCAUUUUAGUGCCAGUUAUCAAGCAUUUUGUGAGUUUAUUGACAACAGCAUACAAGCCACAAGUACGAACAACUGCCGUGACAUGGAAAGAACGAUAGACAUACACAUCUUCCUUAGAGAUAAAUUAGUGGCUAUAUUUGACAACGGAGAAGGUAUGACGUAUGAGGGACUAAAAGCCUUUGCCACUUACUUUUUAUCACAAGCUGAUCGUGGCCUGGAAAAAGAGGAGGUAGAUCUUAUACCUGCAUAUUUGGAUGGUGCUAUAUCCAAGUUUGGUGUGGGAGCUACGCAAGCAGGCUUCUACCUUGGUGACCGUAUUAAAGUUAUUACCAAGAGGGAGGAAUGCCCAUAUGUGACUGAAAUUGCGAUAUCCAAGGAAAAGCUUCAAGAACGAGCAAAGGAAGGCAAGCCUGUAUUUGAGGACUACAGAUGGAUAAGAAAUCCCAGUGACACAUCCACAUUGCAACCAGGAGAAGAAGAGAGAUGUCUGAAAGAUAUUAUUGAAAGGGAGGCGGCAUUCUCACAAUUCACCAUGAUUAUUAUCACCGGCAUACGUGACAUUCACAUCAAUUCCAUCCGUGAGGAUGGUGGAAGCAGUCUGGCCCGGAACCUCGCCCAUGUCUACCACUUUUACUUGUUUGGUGAGCGUGGCCGUACAGGCAACAUGAAGUUACCCGCCUUGAGUAACUCCAGAAUCCCUAUGGAGUUAGGAAUGAGUUCUUUCCUGAAGGUGGAUAUAAGGCUGGUGAUAGACGAUGGGAGAAAUUCCAACCAAAAGAAUUUUUUUAAUCUUCGUGAAAUCGAUGAUGAUCUGGAAAGUUUGUACCAGACCAGAGCCAAGGAAUGGUUCCCGUUUUCGUUGACAAUGAAGGUUCCUGGUUUGGACCCUCAUCAAACUGUCCAGGGGGUAUUGAUGUAUUUUCCUCAUGAGGCAGGACACGAGACUCUUCCUCGGUCAACUGACCUUGAAGAUGAUGCACAAGAGCCUAUAUUUGAGUGUUUCUGGCAAGGAAGACUGGCUCCUCUCUCCUAUGUUCACAAGAUGGAAUUUUGCACUUCUCCAGCUCAACGAUCAAAGAAGCAGAAAGAUGUAGUGCCCGACAGCUGUUAUCGCAGGCUCAAGGGAAUUCUGUUCUUUAACAGACAUACACCUGUCUCUAACAACAAACUGAAGAUCCUGCUGGACGAGAGAAAGGACUUAUCCAGUGCCCUGGAAGAUGCGUCAACUGAAAGAAGACUGCCCCAGGAAUUCAGAUCAUGGCUGGAAAAAUGCCAUCGAGAGCUGGAUAAAGAGGUGAGCUUCGACUCUCCACUGCCAGCUUCUCAACAGCCGAGGUCAGGUGAUGUGCUUCACAGUGUGUUACGUGUCACAACUAGUUCAGGAGUACAAGUCUACAAAGUUUGUGAUAUUGUUAAACUGGACACCAAACCCAUCAUCUAUGGCAAAGUCAUGCACUUUGUAAAAGUCAGCAAGAAAAAUGACGUAGACAAGGUUGUUGUACAGCGACAACCAGAAGAGGUUUACCCGUCUCAAAAAGAAGAACGGCCUAUCUCCAGAAUAUUAGAAAUUCCUGAUCAAAACACUCUGAAGAAGGUAUUCAGCCAGGAAAAACAAAUGCUUCCCAAAACAGUCAGAGUGUACAAGGACAACAUGAGCAAUGAAAUCACGUCCAAAACAGUGUUGCAGUGGUCGGCAGGUGAAACACAGAAGGAUUUUACCGGCUUCUGGGUGAAAAUCUUCAACGGCGAGCGACCGCCCAAACAGCUAGUGACCUUGCACAACAAGAAACUGUCCGUUCGUCAAGUGAUAGAGGGACCAGAAAACAUGGCGCCCAUUCAGAAUGACCAACCCCAUGACGGAGAGAAGUUCGGCUUCAAGCCUUUCGGGUUGUCAGUGGCGGGAACUUACGUUCUCAAGUACAUUGCGAUGCUGGGAGAGAGGGAAAUGGCUUUCACACAAUUCGACAUUGUCAUCAAAGCCAACAUCGCUUCCCAUUUCACUCUUACCGAGCCUUCACGAACAGAAACUCCACGUCUUGGGCUGGGCGAACCAGCCCUCAAGUUUAAGCUCCUAUUCCAAGACAGCAAAAACAACCCGGCGACAGUGUUCAGUUCCGGGGAAUUCGUCAAGUUGACAGUGACAUGCCCAAACUUGGACGUGCAAGGCGUUAAGGACAAGUACAAGCCGAACAGCGACGGAGUAGUUGAGGUCAGCGGUAUAACUUUGACUCCCAAUGCCUCGGGCAAGGUGCAGUAUGGGCGCGAUCAGAUGGUCCGAGUUGACGUCACUGGAAUUGAUUACAGUAAUUAUGUGACGUUUCCGGUGAAAAUCAAAGCAGGUCAACCACAAACUGUAAAACUUCCCCAGUUCGAAACAACCGAAGUUCCUAACUACGAAGAAUUCCCUGAGUUCGUGAUUCAGGUCCUGGACCAGUGGAGUCAACCAUGUUCUGUGAGCGACAAAAGAACGAAGCUUCACGCCGAAUGCGAGGCAUUUAUCACCGGGCCGCAUCUCGCCAACAUAGAGCACGGACAAGGCAGAUUUUCCCCGAUGAAGGUGAAACUUGCUCCUGGCAAAGCGCCUUGCACUGUCAAGGUUAAAAUAUCCCUUGUGGUCGUGGACAGUAAUCGGCGAAAACUCACCGUAAGCGAAACUUUGAAGGAGUUAAAACAGUUCUCCAUUAAAGUUCUACCCAGCACUUUGCCGCAUAAAGUGAUGAUCUGUGAAGGAAACCAGAACGAAAUGACGACGGCGAAUGGAGUGGAUAAGAAUUCCAAGGAGGGUAGAGAUUGUUUAGAGCUGACGGCUCCUGCCGGUUCCAUCGUUAAGGGCUUGUUCUUGAAAGUGUUUGACGAGAGCGGAAAGUUUUUGGGUGACGAAGACUUUAAGGCAGCCGAGCCUAAAGUGACCACGAGUUGGAGCGGAGAGGUUCCAGUGAGAAGUCUGCCGUAUCUGCCUGACUGCCCUGUGGCUAAUCUCGCCAAUAGCACUUUUGUGGGAAAUGUGGAGUGUGUGUGUAGUGACGUCAAGUGUCAAUCCCAAAUAAGAAUUAAACCCAUUGCAGGUGAACCUCAGAAGUGGCUCUUUUCUAGUGAAACGGCUUCUGUGGAAAUCGAAUGUGACAGCAAGAAACAACUGAGCCAAAAGCUUAGAGUACAAUUACGGGACAAGCUAGGAAAUCCCGCAGAGUGUCCCGCGGGUGUGGAGCCUGUCGUAACAGUUGAACAUUCGCCAUCCAAGAGUAGCAGCACGGCAGUUUUCAUUGGACAUUUAACCUUGAAGGGAACUGAAUUCGUGUUCAACAACGACGCGACUAUCUCCGGAAACCCUGGCAUCAUAACCAUGUGUGUGUCUGACAAGGAAGGGAAAUUCUCCAGAGACACUCAGAAAAUCAGUCUAAAACCCGGUGCUCCGCAUCACAUUGAGUUGAAAAGCCAAGCAUUCGAUGAUCCCUCACAGAAGCAUGAGCACACAGCCAAGCUCUUCUCCAACUGCUUUCUCAGCGCGCCGGUCCACGCGUUUGUUUGCGAUAGCUCUGGGAACAAGACUCCACUCAGAACAACGCUGAAUCUGUCCUGGACCCCAUCCUCCUGCGGGUUACUGCUGACCAAGAGGGCUCAGAAAGGAGAGGCGGUGUUUGAAGCGAACACGAUGAAAUGCGGAAGUCGCAGUGGAGAUCAGCAGGUUAAACUGAAGGUGUUCAGUUCAGAUCACAAAAAUUUAACGGCCGCUACUGUUACAGCCACUCUGGAAAAGAGUAACCGAGUAAAAGCUGUAGUCGUGGAGGUAUCCGCUGACCAGGCCCUGCUGGCCACAGGUUGUUAUCCCACACUGAAGGUUACAUGUCAAACAGAAGAUGGAGUUCGAGUCGAUGCCAUGGGACAUCUUAGCCUUGAAAUAACUCGUCCAAAUGGCACACCCGUAAACACGUCAAUCUACCGGAAACCCACUCAGAACCGUGAAGGCGUCGUCACCUUUCAAUCAAUAGCGAACCGUUACUUGGAGGAGGCGGGGCAGUGGUCCAUCAUUUGUCAGUACAACGAGUACAGGGAGAGGCUCAAGUCUGUCUUGCCCGUGACUGAUCACAUGACCAGGAGCCUUCCAGUUCAGUUCGUGGUGCAUCCCGGUACUCCUCAACGACUCGUGUUACGUUUUCAGUCUGGUUCACCCGGCGUGAUCUCUGCGUCUUGCACUGCUGACCUCAAGGGCCGUACCAUUCUUCCGCGACCUGGAAGGAGCGGCGUAGAGGUUGUGGACCUCGUAGCUGAAGACAGUUGCGGCAAUGUCGCGAACGUCUCCUUGACAACAAGCGUGGCCAUUCAACCUUCAGGGACUGUGCCCGAUGGCACGGUCCUUCCAGCUUUGGAGAACAGUCCGGUCCAGCUCACUCUCAACCGUGGUAUGGCAAGGCUACCAAGGCUCACUCUUUGUAGUCGCGUUGGAAAUUAUAUCGGGGAAUAUAUGUUAGUAUUUUCCGCUCCUGACGUCGAUGUCGAGGCAUAUUCCGUUAAGUUUGCUUUUAGUACAGAUGAACAUAUACAGCGCAUACAGAAUGAGCUACAGCCGCUGAGAAAACAGAUUGCAGAUUACGAGCAGAACGUGGCAGAAUCCAAAAGAAGACUGUCUCGGUGCCAGUCGGAGUUGACGACGGCACUCACGCCUGUCCGAAGCUCGUUCCGAGGAAUGCCGAGGAGACCCGACGUAGUGAAUAUACUUCAGACCAGUAGAAACGAACUGAAUCAGUUGGAAUCUAGUCAGGCCACUACUCGAACAGUCAUCACACAACCGGGCCACCCUCCUGCUAGGAUACGACACUACAUAAAGGGUAUUGUAGCAGAACUCGCGUACGUCUCCGACCCAUUAGUUGCUCGCAUCCUCUCGUGGUAUCUUCAGUCGAAAAUGCCAGUAGCGCUCACUACCACCACAGAACAGCAACGAAAGGUUUACGACGCAGGAUGCUCGGCUUACUGCGAAGCGACUUUACUUCCCUUUUCGAAAAGGGACUUUGAUGGAAGCGAUGGCAAACCUCUGCCUUUAGAGCUCCCUGCGCCUCCUUCAAAUUACCGAAGCCCUAUUGAAUUCGCUGUGAAUCUGCUCGAGUUUACGAGUGACAAUGGCUACCUUCGCAGCAGCCUUUUUUGGAAUCUUCUAUCGAAGACGAUCGUGGUCAAAGAUCUGAAGUCUGGACAGACGUAUCGCGAGCACCUCACCCGAAUGAAGCAGUCUUGUCCCACGAUUUUGACACGUGAUGGGAACAUGAUCGCCUCUGACGGGUUGAUGGAUCCCAAGAAGCGCUGCCCACCAAGAAUGGAAGAUUUGCGGUUCGCGUUCGGAGCGUUACCGGCUCGCGAAAAGGUGCGUUAUCGCGAACUGAAAGAGAGGUGCGAAGCUUUGGACAGAUUGCAGUUAACGUUCGAAAAACACGAGAAAGAGGCGGAAGAAGUUCGCGCGAAAGAAGACCAGUUGCGAGAGGUCAGAAAUAGUUUGUCUCCUCGUAUUACCGAACUUGAAAGGGAACUUAGAAAGUUGAGACCUGGCAUUGAAAGAGACGGUAGUGAACCCCCUGAUAAACGUAGAAAAAGAUAGUUACUUGCUUACUUGCGCAAUUUUUGCUGGAAAGAAACGAUUGUAGGUAGGUAUGUUCAGCGUUUUAUCAAUAUUGGUUCCAUACAUUUCGUACAGUUACUGGUUAGGACAUAUUUUAGAUCAAGAAAAUUUUCCAUUGCUGAUCAACGCCUUUAUUAUCGUAAUUUACUAGUCUGAUUUCGUAUUGCUGUUUUAAGGAGAUUCUAGUUGUUGAUCGCAUGCAGUGUUCAUAUGUGUAUGUAGAUGCACGGUGAAGAUUAUCUCAGCCGUGAAUUGAAAACUUACAUUUUGAAAUUUACGGAAGUUUACGAGUGUUUAAAGUUUCCUUACAGAAUAGCGUUUUAGAAUAACACGCUGAAACAACUUGGUUACUUGUCGUGAAAAAAGUCUGUCAAGGUUAACAAAGUUUCAUCUUCCGCAGUUGAAGCAUAAUCGCAAGUUUCGGUCGUUAGGAAAAAUAACGAGAACAGAUGGAAUUUUGUAUGACUCCAUCAUUGUAUGUAAAGUAUUUUUUACCUAAAGUAGAAGUAAAACCAUCGAUGGGUUGUGCGUUCGUAGUGCAAAAUUUAAGUGGUCUUCAUUCCCCGCAAAUUUUAGAGUCGGUGGUAUUUUGCUAAGGUGAGGGACGUUCGGAGAAUGCUCGUGUUGUUUUCCGACUGAAAGGUAGAGAUCGUGGAUUCAUCGGUACUACUGUGAAGUUUUUGCGAACACCGCACGAUGGAGGUUUUCGAUUUUUUAUCAUUUUUGUUUUGUUUUUUACAUCAUUAUAUAUACCUGAAGUAUGCUUUGGCAGAACAAUCAUGACUUCAUGGCAAAACAAACAUGACGAGUUUUUCUAUACUUAGAGGUAUCGUACUAGAUUUUCAUUUUUUCCUUCCAUUGAUUUGUUUUCGCGCCAUUUGAUUCGUCCAUUGUAACUAGUCACGUGGUACAAAUGUGUCGUUAUUGGGCGAUAUGCAUGUUCUUCCCACGUGUCAAAGUAAGGUUUCGCGACGGGAAAAUGAAAAAGUGGGCACUGCUCGAAAAUUUUGAACGGCGAAUUUAGCGAGAAUUGAUCGGUUCAUGUUUGUAGGCUUUGAUUUGACUAAUAACAGAACCCCAUAAGGGUGUCGGCCAAAAAAUUAUAAACAUUUACCUUAGUGUAGGUUGGGAUAGAAGCUGAUAGGGUUGUGAUGGAGUCGAGGCGACGUGUGCUUCACGCUGGAAGGAUUUCCACAAUACUUUUGACGUCAACUCUUUGCCAAACGUCUCAAAUUUUGAUUGGAGAAAGGAAAUUAAACGGAUCCUAUUAUUAAGAUGUUUAAAAUGCUAAAUUAAUAAUGGUAAUAAUUAAAAUAGCAACAGCAACAACGAAAAAGCACACAUUACGAUAAUAUUACGCAUCGCUCGCUUUUGAAACAAUGUUAAUUUAAAAAUACGAUUGUAAAGCUGUUUUUGUUUUGCUUUGAAAAGUGAGUUGCCAGCCAUUUAUAUAUGUAAAAAUUUAAUUUAUUUUCUUGAAGGAUUUAGGUAAUAUUUUCAAUUAAAAAUGUAAUUACGUUUUACGGUAGAUUUCGGCAUUAAAGUGGAGGCAAACGCCGCCCAUUAGUCACCAACAAAGGGGUUUCCCUUUUUUUCAGCCGCUAGGGUAAAAAUGUCAGAUAUCUGUUUGUUUAUGAGCUAAUGUUUUUAUCGAAUGACCAGUUCGUACUUAACAUAUUGAUUGCCUUGCUGAUGCUUUUGAAGUUGCAGCUUGCGAAAACUAGCCACUUCAGUACGAACCUCAGUCUCGUUCUAGUGCUAUUGUCUGUAGAGAUUUUCAAACAUUCACUGUAUAUGUGGCCGCCCUGACCUCGAAUCGGCGUCAUUGCUUGCUGGAAUGCGGUAGUGGUCUCUUUACGCUCUCCCGUUAUUCAUAGACCAGUGAACAGGAUUUCUCAAGUUUUGUUUGUUAGUGAGAGCUGAGGCACUUUGAUAGAUAUUCUUCUAUUGUUAAUACUAGGAAAAGUACAAUAGACCAAAGUAAGGUUAUAAGAAGAACGAAACGUCAUUCAUUUCAUAAUGUGUCAUAAAUAUCGUAGGAACUGCACUAAACUGGCUGCGCUCACCUCGAUUUCAUUUUCAUACCGAAGCUAGUUUAUGUGAUGCUGGGCAACUUCAAGAGAUCAAGAUACCAGCCGCGUUAAAGUCGCGUUUUGCGGGUUUUCCUCGGUAAAUGCCCUCGUUUAUGAUCGCGGCCAGUGUGCUUCACAUACUCUGAAAUAGAUUUAUUUUGCUAGUAAAGAUAAUUUUCAGCAAAUCUAAAAUACCAGGAACCUGAAAAUAGUUAGUAUUUCUUGUCAAUGACAGUUUUAUAUCUAGAUGAUGGAUUCAAAAUUUCUCAUUUUGCUAUAUAAAGAAAUUUAUAUGUGAACGUUUUUAGUAUUUUCCAUUUAGAGAGGCCAACUUUGGUGCAAAAAUUUAUGUCUAGAGCCUUACAUGGAUGCUAUUUAUUUAUUAGUAAUUAUUAUUGAUAAAUCAGUCAGACAUUCUUGUAUUCACUUGAAUCCUCGUAAAUAUUUUGUAAAUCGGGUUACUGUUCAAUUAAUAAAGACUACAUUAAAGCGUGGUUUCGUUUGAAUGUAAGGCCAGAACUUUGA
Messenger RNA from Orbicella faveolata, 9008 nucleotides. RefSeq names its product structural maintenance of chromosomes flexible hinge domain-containing protein 1-like. The record is from RefSeq and is a predicted model, not a curated record. Gene Ontology annotation, molecular function: ATP binding; protein binding. Gene Ontology annotation, cellular component: chromosome. Gene Ontology annotation, biological process: double-strand break repair; chromosome organization. Lineage: Eukaryota; Metazoa; Cnidaria; Anthozoa; Scleractinia; Merulinidae.